CUCCCGCUCUGCCAGACACACUCUCCACACUCCCCUCCGCUCCCCGGCUCCUGCAGCGGCAUGCCUUCUCACCUCUCACCGCACCGCUGUCCAGCAGCACGCGGCUGAGGGCGGGAGUCACACACACGCACGCACACACACACUCGCACGAGCACAUGCCGACUUUGAGCUGAGGAAGGCUGGGGGACUGAAGCAUGGACCAUGUUGCCAGAGCGGAUCAGGCAGAGGUAUGGGGAUCUACCGGGGGAGCUGCUGCUGGUGGAGCUGGAGAAGGACCGGCAGGGCCUGGGGCUCAGCCUGGCCGGCAACCGCGACCGCUCCUGCAUCAGCAUUUUCGUGGUGGGCAUCACCGCCAGCGGGCCAGCCGCCAGGGACGGCCGCAUCCGCAUCGGCGACGAGCUGCUGGAGAUCAACAACCAGGUCCUGUACGGCAGAAGUCACCAGAAUGCAUCGGCCAUCAUUAAGAGUGCUUCCACCAAAGUCAGGCUUGUUCUCAUCAGGAAUGAAGACGCAAUCAAUCACAUGGCCGUCCCCCCCUUCCCCGCUCCUCCAACUCCGGUCCCGUCCAAUGAAUCCCAUCAUAAUGCAGCAGCGGCCCUGACUCCUGCAGACAAGCCCCAAGCACCAGAGUCUCAGCUGCUCAGCAGGAACCUCCCAGAAGCCUCUCUGCUUAAGGAGCAGGUGGGUGAGCCCAGCGAGAGUGCAGAGGUCCUUCCCAAGGAGCCGGCUCUGAAAAGCCUCAGUGAUGGAGAGUCCGUCUCCAAGAAGCUGAAGACUGCAGAGAAGAGUACGGACUCUGAGAGUGAGAUGCCUGCAAAGCCUCUCCUUGAACAGACUGUCAGCUACCCAAAAGCUUCUAAGAGCUCGAGCAAGCUACACGUCGGAUCCUUGGAGAGAGCCAUCUCCCCCCCACCAUCCCUACCCCCAUCCUGCACCAGCCCAGACUUCGAGUACUGCAGCAGAGACCCUGCCACGUGCCCCAUCGUCCCGGGGCAGGAGACGGUCAUCGAGAUCUCCAAGGGCCGCACGGGGCUGGGGCUCAGCAUCGUGGGGGGUAAAGACACACAGCUGGAUGCCAUCGUGAUCCAUGAGGUUUACGAGGAGGGGGCUGCAGCUCGGGACGGGCGGCUGUGGGCCGGAGAUCAGAUCCUGGAGGUGAACGGGGUGGACCUCAGGAACGCGGCACACGAGGACGCCAUCGCGGCAUUGCGACAGACGCCGCCCAAGGUGCGGCUGACAGUUCUGCGGGACGAGGGGCAGUACCGCGACGAGGAGAACCUGGACGUGUUCCGCGUGGAGCUGCAGAAGAAGGCCGGCCGUGGCCUGGGCCUUAGCAUCGUCGGCAAGCGCAACGGCACGGGGGUGUUCAUCUCGGACGUGGUGAAGGGCGGGGCCGCGGACCUGGACGGGCGGCUCAUGCAGGGCGAUCAGAUCCUGUGCGUGAACGGGGAAGACAUGAGGCAGGCGUCGCAGGAGACGGUGGCAGCCAUUCUCAAGUGUGCCAAGGGGAUGGUGCUCCUUGAGCUGGGCCGGCUGAAGGCUGCCUCCUGGAUCUCAUCCAGACGCACCUCCCAGGGAAGUCAGAUGAGCCACGCCAGCGGCAACAGCGCCGGGACCAUGCCCCAGCCCCCGGUCUCCGCCCCCUCUGCCUCACAGUUCCUCAACAACUCCAGGAGGCCUGAAACUGUGAGGAAGAGCACAGGAGCAGACACAGCAGUGCGCACGGUGGAGAUAACCCGGGGUCCCACUGAUGCUCUGGGCAUCAGCAUCGCUGGGGGCAAGGGCAGCCCCCUGGGGGACAUCCCCAUCUUCAUCGCCAUGAUUCAGGCCAACGGGAUGGCAGCCAGGACACACAAACUGAAGGUGGGGGACCGGAUCGUCAGCAUUAACGGGCAGUCCCUUGACGGGCUGACCCACGGGGAGGUGGUGAACAUGCUGAAGAACGCCUUCGGUAGCAUCUCGCUGCAGGUGAUCGCAGACACCAACAUCAGUGCCAUAGCCAGUCAGGUGGAGAGCAUGUCAACAGGCUCCGGCCUCCCCAGCACUCCAGAGGCCCAGACAGGCGAGCCUGAUGCUCCGCAGGCCAAAACCAUCACGCUGGAGAAGGGCUCCGAGGGGCUGGGCUUCAGCAUUGUGGGAGGAUUCGGCAGCCCCCAUGGAGACCUGCCCAUCUAUGUCAAGACUGUCUUCAGCAAGGGGGCAGCAGCGGUGGACGGCAGGCUGAAGCGGGGAGAUCAGAUCCUGUCAGUGAACGGGGAGAGCCUGGAGGGGGCGACACACGAGCAGGCCGUGGCGGUGCUGAAGCGCCAGAGGGGCACUGUCACUCUGGCGGUGCUGUCCUAGCUUGGACUCCCCCACCAACCCUGCCGAUGGGGGGCGGGGGUGGCACUGGGGUUCAGCCUGCAUUCACAUGGUGACAUACUGGGGUGGAGUGGAACUGUAUGGACCAGAGCUCAAGGAAGGGCUACACCUGACAAACUGUUCAUUCUUACUGGUUUGCUCUGUGAGAACUCUGGCGGUGAUUUGAAGACUGUUGGGAUUAGGGUUCACCCGGGGGUGCCACAUUAGAACACUGAAAGUUGUUUGUGGGAGGCUUUAAGGGAACUUUUCUCUUAUUUCUAGCAUCCACUUCAACCCCACUGACAGCAGGUGGCGCUGUGGUGAAGAAAGUAGAUGAAUGAGAGCACUGCAAGUGGACAGAAGGAUUCAUGAAAGUUGUGCUACUUUGCCUGUCCUGUCUUGUACUGUGACCCAGCCCCUGUGCUCUUUCUAUGCAUUUAUAGGUAGUUAAAGUGGGUUGGACUGGUCCAUCACAAGAAAAGGGAAUCGGAGAGGAAAUGUUACUCACUCAGUCCACUGGGCCCAGUCUUAAUGUUCAUACUCCUGCCAUUUUCACACCCAGUAGCGUUUUGCUGUGAAGCCCGCAACACAGUGCAACUGAAGUGAAGCGAGUUUGGCCCCACAAGAGCUCACGGCCAUUAGCAGCUUGGAGUUUCGUCUGAGGUACAAAAGAAGAGGUGUUACACGAGUAUGGCUGAAUGAUUCCAGGAGGAUACAGGAGGGUAGUCUAUAGUGUCUCAGUCCGCACAAGCAGAGCAGGCAGCUUAAGCCAGGGAUUUGGCCGUGUCUGACUUCUGAUGACAUUUUGGAGGGAGAAAAUUUCUCACAAUAGUCCUCUAAAACAGCCUCACAUCUGAGGCUCACUGUCAGCUCAGCCCUUUAAGCAUGGUGACAUAUUUGUAUGCUCUUCUUUAUUCUCAUAUUAGCUGAAGGUUUUUUUUUAACCCAGUCCAGCUCUCACAUAGUUAAAUACAUUUAAAUGCCUUGUGUUUGGUCUGGGGGUGGUUAAGGCCAGAGUUCUGACUAACAACAUACUAGAUAUGAAGAAAUGUUCAAGUAUUUUUUUAAUCGAAACCUUUGCAAGAACAAUGAAUUGAAAUCUGUUGACCAUCGAAUGGAUACUGAAGUCAUUGUAAUAUGGUCACUGCAAGUGUAUAGAUGGUUUGAUGGAUGCAAAGAGGUAUACUGAAAGGCAUUAAAAAUGUAACACAUCCUCAUUUUUGAACUGUUUUGAAAUCAUAACAGUGAAUAUUUUUACGUACACUGUGCAUGAUUUAUGCGCUGUUCUGCAAGGCUGCUGCUUAUUUUGACUGUGCACAGAUAUAGCCCUCUAUAUUGAUAGGGUCCACAAUGUGACAAUACAUUGUCACGAUCGGGCGUUUCCUUUAUUUAUGUUCAGUUGCACCCGAGAGACUGGCGUUUCUCAGCACUGCCAUUCAUUCACGCCUGUGUCCUGUUCCCCAUUGCAUCUCCAGCAGCCGUGGCAUUAUGGUUUGUGAGACUUAGAGUUUUCUACAGCCUCUGUACGCAUGGUCAACAGUGCAUAACCAGCAGAGAAAAGCAUGGCAACUUCAGCUUUGCCUCUAUAAGGACAACAUCAGUGUUAGAGGUGUCACCGUUGGUCAUGUGACGGAAGUGGGGAAAAUAGAUUUUGUGUCAAUUUGUAAAGAAUCUGUAGCACUG
This is a messenger RNA of Megalops cyprinoides (Indo-Pacific tarpon), 4023 nucleotides long. Its product is annotated as multiple PDZ domain protein-like. The coding region runs from base 202 to 2343 and encodes 713 amino acids. The record is from RefSeq and is a predicted model, not a curated record. Gene Ontology annotation, molecular function: protein binding. The transcript has 20 exons. Lineage: Eukaryota; Metazoa; Chordata; Actinopteri; Elopiformes; Megalopidae.